GCCCGCUCUCAGACUCAGAUAAAGCAUUUCCUUCCAUUGUCAUCCUACCCGGACGGCCCCGCUGCCAGAACCCUCCCCCUCUCGGCCCCCUCCCUUCCUCUCCAGGUCUAGCUGAUUUUCUGCAGCCUCUGGUGUCUCCGGCGAUGUGAGGCCGGCGCCUCCGACCCCUCGCGCCUGCCCUGAUUCCCACCAUGAGCCCCCCGCUCUGAGGGCCCCGGUCCCUGGAUGCACAGACCCGGUGCUGAUGGGACCCAGGUGAGCCCUGGCCCCCAGUAUUCCAGCCCCCCUGGCACAGCCAGUUCCACCAUCUGUCCUGGGCUGUCAGUUCCUCAGCUCCAGCCCAUGGACCUUCGGGUGGGACAGAGGCCCCCUGUGGAGCCUGCAUCAGAACCAACUCUGCUGGCUCUUCAGCGCUCUCAGCAUCUGCAUCAUCAGCUCUUUCUUGCUGGUCUCCAGCAUCAACAGGUAGAACACAUUCAGCUCUCCCUGGAGACUCCAGUGCAAGAGGCACCAGGAGGCCAUCAAGAGCAGGAGCUGAGGCAACUUCUCCACAAGGACAAGAGCAAACGGAGUGCUGUGGCCAGCCAUGCUGUGAAACAGAAAUUGGCUGAAGUCAUUCUGAAGAAGCAGCAGGCAGCAUUGGAAAGAACUACCCAUUCCAGCAUUCCCUUCAGAACCCUGGGGUCUCUAGAAACAGAAGGAACAUCCUCCACCAUGCUGAACAGUUUCCUGCCCAUGGUCCCCAGCCUGCUCAGUGACUCUCCAGAACACUUUCCCCUUCGUAAGACAGUCUCAGAGCCCAACCUGAAGCUACGUUACAAGCCCAAGAAGUCUUUGGAGUUGAGGAAGAAUCCACUGCUCCGCAAAGAGAGUGCUCCUCCCAGCCUUCGUCGACGUCCAACCGAGCCCCUUGGGGAUUCAUCCCCUAGCAGUAGCAGCACUCCUGUUUCAGGUUGCAGCUCCCCCAAUGACAGUGAACAUGGUCCUAUAGCUGCUGUGGGCUCAGAGGAACUUUUAGCCCAACGACUUCGACUCCAGGAAAGUUCGCUUGCCCCAUUUGCCUUGUCAACGGUAUCUACACUUCCCGAAAUCACCCUGGGCCUGCCUGCCACCACUAGGGCUGAUGGUGACCGAAGGAUUCAUCCUGCUUUGGGGUCCCGGGGACCUGUUCUGGGGAGUCCGCAUGGUCCCCUCUUCCUCCCCCCAGGCUUAGAAUCUGAGGCAGGGGGUACUUUGGCAUCCCACCUACAACCCAUCCUCAUCCUGGAGCCCUCAAUAUCUCAUCCCCCACUGCUGACUGUGCCUGGGAUUGGGCCACUACCCUUCCAUUUUGCCCAAUCACUACUCUCCAGUGAACGGCUUUCAGGGUCAGGCCCUCACACACCACUGAGCCGGACACGCUCAGAGCCCCUGCCCCCAAGCACCACUGCUCCGCAGCCACCAAGCUCCCUGCAGCCCCGCCUGGAUUGGCUAAAACAGCACUCACAGAGCAAGAGGCCAACAAAACCAAGUGAGAAGCCUCGACUUCGACAAAUACCUUCAGCAGAGGACCUAGAGACAAAUGAGGCACUCAUCCAAGGCCCAGAACACAGAGAUCUUGGCCAUGGGAAACCUGAAGUUGGUAGUGCUGCCUCCUCCCAGCAGCACCAGCAGAUACUCCUGUGGGAACAGCAGCAACGGUUGUUGGGUCGGCUUGCCAGGGGAAGUUUGGGGGACUCAGUGCUGUUGCCCUCUACCCAGAGUGGACAUCGGCCCCUGUCCAGGGCUCAGUCCUCCCCAGCUGCUCCCAUCUCCCUGCCAACUUCAGAACCACCUAACCAGACCUUAGUACUAUCUUGCCCUGAAACUCCUGCCAGGACCCUACCCUAUACAACUGGGUUGGUCUAUGAUUCAGUGAUGCUCAAACACCAGUGCUCCUGUGGGGACAACAGCAAUCAUCCUGAGCAUGCAGGCCGAAUCCAAAGUAUCUGGUCACGGCUACAGGAACGGGGGCUACGGAGCCAGUGUGAGUGUCUCCGAGGCAGGAAGGCCUCAUUGGAGGAGCUACAGUCAGUCCAUGAUGAGAGACACGUGCUGCUUUAUGGCACCAACCCACUCAGCCGACUCAAACUAGACAAUGGAAAGCUUGCGGGGAUCCUGGCACAGAGGAUGUUUGUGAUGCUGCCUUGUGGUGGCGUUGGGGUGGACACAGAUACAAUCUGGAAUGAAUUGCACUCCUCCAAUGCAGCCCGUUGGGCUGCUGGAAGCGUAACUGACCUUGCCUUCAAGGUGGCUGCCCGGGAACUAAAGAAUGGUUUUGCAGUAGUGCGGCCCCCAGGACACCAUGCAGACCAUUCAACUGCCAUGGGUUUUUGCUUCUUCAACUCGGUGGCUAUUGCAAGUCGGCAGCUACAGCAGCAGGGGAAGGUUAGCAAGAUACUCAUAGUAGACUGGGAUGUUCACCAUGGCAAUGGAACUCAGCAAACCUUCUAUGAGGACCCCAGUGUGCUCUACAUCUCUCUACAUCGACAUGAUGAUGGCAAUUUCUUUCCAGGCAGUGGGGCUGUUGAUGAGGUGGGAGCUGGCAAUGGAGAAGGCUUCAACAUUAAUGUUGCUUGGGCUGGAGGUCUCGACCCACCCAUGGGAGACCCUGAAUACCUGGCAGCCUUCAGAACAGUUGUGAUGCCCAUCGCCCAAGAAUUCUCUCCUGACCUGGUCAUGGUGUCGGCUGGGUUUGAUGCUGCAGAUGGCCACCCCCCACCUCUGGGAGGAUACCAUGUCUCUGCCAAGUGUUUUGGGUACAUGACACAGCAACUGAUGAGCUUGGCAGGAGGAGCAGUAGUUUUGGCCUUGGAGGGUGGCCAUGAUCUCACAGCCAUUUGCGAUGCCUCUGAAGCUUGUGUGACUGCCCUGCUAGGCAACAAGGUGGAUCCCCUCUCGGAAGAGAGCUGGAAACAGAAACCCAACUUAAAUGCCAUUAGAUCCUUGGAAGCUGUGAUCCGGGUGCACAGUAAGUACUGGGGUUCGAUGCAGUGGUUGGCCUCCAGUCCAGAUUCCUGGGUCCCCUCAGUGGCAAUGGCUGACACAGAAGAAGUGGAGACAGUGUCAGCACUGGCCUCCCUUUCAGUGGGCAUCCUGACUGAAAAGAGGCCGUCAGAACAGCUGGUGGAGGAAGAGGAGGAGCCUAUGAAUCUCUAAAGCUUCAAGACAAAUCAAUCCACCAUCUACUUAAAUCACCUUCAGACCUAGAUCUUCUAACCAAUGACCACCAUGUCUAGUCUUUGAGGCUUCAGAUUCUAAGGGUCCUAGGAUCUGAUACCUGUCAGCCCUGCCCUUUCCUUAACAGUCACACCAGAGAACUUGGGAUGACUCCCAAGCCCUAGAGAGGGAAACAGGGAAAAGUCUCCAGAAAGGAACUAAGAGAGAUAAGAGAAUCGUGCUCUGCCAUUCUCCCACUCCUGCACCUCUUCAAGGGCAGAUUCCUUUAGUCCUCUGAAGCAUGGCCUCCUAGGACCUCUGGCCUACUGAAGACGACAGCUUUCUUCCAGGAAGUCUCCAAGAGCCUUGGCUCCCGUGUCUCAACCCAUCCUAACCACUAUCUCCACUCCAGGGGCUCUAUGCCCUUUGCCACAGAGUCUCAAGAUCUGUAUGGAAAUGUGAACUCUCACUCCUUCCUGAAGUUAGAGUUUGAGAGAGAAGACAGGUCCAUUGUGAGGCCCUACCGUGAUCUCUUCCUCCCUGUACAUGAUUAGAUAUCCUGUCAUCUCUCUACCCCAAACUUAUUGGGCUUUCAGGGACACCCUUUCCAGGCACUAAAACAUAGCAUAAUCUUUUUAAGAGUUGCUAGUUAAGAUAAUUAUCCACCCCACCCCAUCUUCAGUGCCUGAACUGUGUAUACCUUGAUUCAACCAUCUCAGUAUCCUGGGAAGUGAGCAAGCUGUCCCUCUUCCCCAAGCAGAUGGUGCCAACUCCUUUAUCUUCUCUCUGGGAUACAACGUAACUUACAGGGAGCCUUAGCUUUUCCAUCUUAAGGCUUCCAUUCAGGCUUACAUUCCCUGUCCUCACACAGAACUGCCUUAGCUAAAGAGGAGGUAAGGUUAAGAUGUGGGUCAGUGAGGACUGCUCCUGGGGACAUCAGCACAGAAGCUUCCUAGCUCCAGCUUGGGGCCAGAAGUAUUUGUGUGUGUGCGCGCAUGUAUGUCUCUUCCACAAAACUCCUGUGUAUGUGCAUGUUUUUGUUUAAGAAAAAAGAAAGAAAAAGAAAAAUCUGAAUAAAAGUUUAUUUGCUUUAAAAUUGCAUAAAACAAGGACCUCCUAGUGAUGAAUUGGUUAAAGUGUGUGCACACAAUAUGCACAUAAAGUGCAUAAGUAUGUAUAUUCUUACACAUGUGAAUAUAUAUGUACAUGGGAGCACAAAUCUAGGUCAGACAUAGAAAAGAAGAGAGAAUUUGGGAGAUGAUGUGGCAAUUUUUGUACUUGGUUUUUCAUUCAUA
Molecule: messenger RNA, 4472 nt
Organism: Sarcophilus harrisii (Tasmanian devil)
Lineage: Eukaryota; Metazoa; Chordata; Mammalia; Dasyuromorphia; Dasyuridae
Gene: HDAC7
Product: histone deacetylase 7
Exons: 26
Coding region: 226-3177 (983 amino acids)
Biological process (GO): chromatin organization; negative regulation of transcription by RNA polymerase II
Cellular component (GO): histone deacetylase complex
Molecular function (GO): histone deacetylase activity
Source: RefSeq, a predicted model, not a curated record